CUUGUCAACUAAUCUUCUUCACUCUUCACUUCAUAAAAUCAACUUCAUCGUACACAAUUAGAAAAAACAAAUUAGACAUGCCUCCACACCAUGCUGACAUUAAUCCCGAAGAAAAAAGCCCCAAAAAGCCUUGUGGAGUUCAGACCCAUCAGCCUGUGUAAGGUACUUUACAAGAUUCUCUCUAAAGUACUAGCAAACAGACUCAAAGGGGUACUUGAUGACAUCAUUGUAGAAAAUCAAAGUGCUUUUGUCCCUGUGAGGCUAAUUACAGACAAUGUGAUCAUUGGUUUUGAGUCUUUCCAUAGAAUGUCACAGAAGAGACAAGGAAAGGCUGGAUACUUGGCUGCUAAAUUGGACAUUACAAAAGCUUACGAUAGGGUGUAGUGGGAUUUUCUGGAAGCAAUCAUGGAGAAAUUGGGUUUUGCAAGGAGGUGGAUUGACCUGAUCAUGAGCUGUGUUUCAACAGUCUCAUUCUCAAUUCUGGUCAAUGGACAUCCCUCAGAAACUUUCUACCCUACUCGAGGGCUGAGGCAAGGGGAUCCUAUAUCCCCACACUUGUUUCUACUAGUGGUCGAGGGACUUUCAGGCCUAAUCACAAAAGCAGAAAGGGACAAACAGAUAAGUGGGAUCAAAGUGAAAAGAGGUGCUCCAGUGAUUUCACUCCUCCUUUUUGAUGACGACAGUAUUCUAUUCACAAAGGCUACCAAGCUAGAGUGCGAAAAAUUGAAGCAAAUCCUAAGCCUCUAUGAGGCAGAAUCAGGACAGCAGGUUAACCUAGUGAAGUCAGAACUAUCGUUCAGUCCAAAACAUAAAGGAGGACAUGAGGAAUCAACUAGCAUCCAUUCUGGGAAUGAAGGUAGUGGACUCCCAUGAGAAAUACUUAGGCCUUCCCACUAGAAUUGGACGAGAGAAGAAAGCUGUCUUUAGUUACUUGGUGGACAGGGUUCAACAGAAGGUCAAACAUUGGAAGAGUAAGUUGCUCUCAGUGAGAGGCAAGGAGAUUCUUAUCAAAAUAUGUGGUCCAGACACAAAUGACUUAUGUCAUGUCAUUAUUUCAGGUCCCCAUUGGGACUCUGAAGGAGAUACAGAGUAUUAUAGCAAACUUCUGGUGGGGGCAACAAGAGAAUGAGGGGAGAACCCAUUGGUUGAGGUGGGAUGAGCUCUGUAAACCUAAAAAGUUUGGUGGAGUGGGAUUCAAGGAUACUGCUGGGUUCAAUCACGCUCUAUUGGGUAAGCAAAUUUGGAGGAUUAUAUCCAGGCUGGUCACGAGAGUCUUAAAAGCCAAGUAUUUCCCAAACAGGGAUAUAAUGGAAUCAGAUUUGGGGCGUAACUCAAGCUUCUUGUGGAAAAGCUUGCUGAGUUCGAGGAAUCUAGUUGCUAAAGGAUAUAGAUGGAGGCUAGGGAAUGGAAGCAACAUUGAUAUAUGGAAGGACAGAUGGGUACCAACAGCUAAAGGUUUUAAAAUCCAGACCACAGAAGGUUAAGGUGUUUGCGUGGAAAUGGGUUCGAAAUAUCCUUCCUACAGGAGCUAAGAUUAUGUCCAGGACUCAAAAAGGAAGUGAAGAGUGCUGUGGUUUACCUGGGAUCAAAGAAAUUGUCAGAUCUGGAAUAAACCGAAAAUGGAAGAAUGAGAAAUAAUUGGGCGGGCAGAAAGAUGGUUAGAUGAAUACCUGGAAGCUCAACAGCGAAGAGAGAUCCACGCCGGCGGAAAACGGGAGAGAUGGAGUCCAUCGAAUGUUGAGGAGCUCACCAUCAAUGUUGAUGCGGCAUGCUUUUCAGAUCUUGGGAUGGGCUUGGGGGUGAUCGUUCGCACCAGAGCUGGGGAUCUCCGACUAGCUGGUGUUAAACGGUCGCUCCGGCAAUGGGACUCGGAGAUGGCAGAAGCGAUGGCGGUUGAUUUUGCAGUGGAGGUGGCGAGACGCUUCCAUUUCUCCGAUGUUGAGAUUCAAUUGGAUUUCCACACUGUGAAGCGGAUACUCAAGGGGGAGAGCAGUACACAUUUGGAUUUGGGCCGGGUCUGCAACGAAAUCAAAGAAAAAGCGGCUGGGCUGGGCCAUAUUCGUUGGGAGCAUGUGGAGCGAAAAUGGAAUGAGUCGGCCCACUUUUUGGCCCACUGGGAUUGUUGUUGGGAGAGGGAGAUGAUUUGGGUUGAUAGUCCACCAGAUUCUCUUGUUACUCUCAUACUCAAGGAUAAUUAUGUACCAAAUCCCAAUUAAUUAAUAACAGCAGGUCGUUUACUUCAAAAAAAAUAUAUACCAAAAAAAUUAAUUAUAUGGGUGUGGGCGGGUACCUAUGGGGCGGGUUUGUCUAAACUCAAACCCAACCCAACCCGGUGAUGGUGUAGCGAGUUAAAACUUAAACCCGGCCCAAAACCCGUCAAUACGGAUUUUACCCGCAUUGACAGGGUUGGGUACCUGUGGGUUCGGGUUUUGUUGCCAACCCUAUUCACCGCCUUCGAAGCUCCAAGCUAGAUACAAGGUUUCGAUGCUUUUGGUUGAGUUCGGCCGGGUUUGGAACUGCGUUUUCACAACCUGCCGGCUGCCGUUGAUUUUAAGAGGAACAAAAAAGCUCAAAAUAAAGAAUAAAAAUGGAAAAUGGAA
Messenger RNA from Linum trigynum, 2600 nucleotides. Lineage: Eukaryota; Viridiplantae; Streptophyta; Magnoliopsida; Malpighiales; Linaceae. The record is from the annotation of a GenBank genome assembly.